This is a messenger RNA of Corticium candelabrum, 648 nucleotides long. Its product is annotated as ADP-ribosylation factor-like protein 2. Gene Ontology annotation, biological process: protein folding. NCBI's taxonomy places the organism in Eukaryota, Metazoa, Porifera, Homoscleromorpha, Homosclerophorida, Plakinidae. Bases 23 to 577 code for a protein of 184 amino acids. Gene Ontology annotation, molecular function: GTP binding; GTPase activity. The record is from RefSeq and is a predicted model, not a curated record. The transcript has 4 exons. Gene Ontology annotation, cellular component: cytoplasm; microtubule cytoskeleton.
GGCGAUUGGUGCAGUCGCGGAAAUGGGGUUAUUGACGAUAUUGAAGAAAAUGAAGCAGAAGGAGAAAGAAAUUCGUCUGUUGAUGCUAGGAUUGGACAAUGCAGGGAAAACAACGAUUUUGAAGAGAUUCAUCGGAGAAGAUAUUAACAAGAUUGAGCCCACCUUGGGUUUUAAUAUACAAACGUUGGAACACAGAGGGUUUAAACUGAAUGUGUGGGAUAUUGGUGGUCAGAAGUCUUUGCGAUCAUAUUGGAGAAAUUACUUUGAAUCGACUGAUGGCCUUAUUUGGGUUGUAGACAGUGCUGACAAGUGGCGAUUAGAUGACUGCAAAACAGAGCUUCACCAACUACUUCAAGAAGAGCGUCUAGCUGGAGCGACGUUACUUGUCUUUGCAAACAAGCAGGAUCUCCCGGGGGCGCUGAGUGGUGGAGAGCUGCGGCAGGAACUCGAUCUGGACAGCAUUAGGUCUCAUCACUGGCAUAUUCAAUGGUGUAGCGCUGUUAGUGGUGAAAAGUUGUUAGAUGGUAUCGACUGGAUAAUAGCAGACAUAGCGUCGCGGAUAUUUACACUGGAGUGAGACAAAGUUACAAUUUGUAAUUGUACUAAUACAUGAUCUAUAGUCGUAGAAGUAUAGCAAAAUAUUCUGUG